AUGCCGUUAAAACGAAUAUCAAGUUACAAAUCGAAAUCUCAUAUAUCACAUCAAGUCAUGUCGGCCUCCUGUAUAUUUUGCAAGAUAAUAAAAGGUGAUGUGCCAUCAUUUAAACUCUUCGAAUCAGACAAGGUCUUAGCUUUCUUAGACAUCAACCCUUUAUCGCGGGGUCAUGCCUUGGUCGUCCCUAAGUUUCACGGUGAGAAGCUUACCGACAUUCCUGAUGAUUAUUUGAAAGAGAUUCUGCCUGUGGUAAAGAAACUUGUAGUAGCGACAGGCGCAGAGAGCUGGAAUGUUUUACAAAACAACGGCAGUAUAGCUCACCAGGAAGUCGAUCAUGUUCAUUUCCACAUGAUACCCAAACCUAAUACAUCCGAGGGCCUGUCUAUCGGCUGGCCUCAACAGAAAAUGGAUCUAGAAGUCAUGAAGAAUGUCUUUGCUGAGAUCAAGCUGAAGAUGUAA
Blumeria graminis f. sp. triticale is the source of this 462-nucleotide messenger RNA. The record is from the annotation of a GenBank genome assembly. NCBI's taxonomy places the organism in Eukaryota, Fungi, Ascomycota, Leotiomycetes, Helotiales, Erysiphaceae.